AGGGAAGACCAGGAAGGCACCAAGACCAGCAUUGAUGGUGGCUUUGAAAGCCGAUCCGUCGGUAUAUAUAUGGAUAGCUGUUUUUGGAUAGCUUUCAAUUGUUUCGAGCGUGCCUACUUUGAGCUCCAGUGGAUUUGAUUCUUUUGUUAAGGUGUUAUUUAGUAAAUGUGUUUUGAUGGUUGGUUAUUUGUAGUUUAGUCCGGGCGUUAUGUUUCAAAAUCUGGUAAUUUUUUCUUUGUUAUUGGGUAGGUGGUAUUUUAGGGCUAGUUCGUCAGUAAGUUGGAUCAGAGUCCUUUGCUUUUUUUGGUUGUUUUUCCUCUAUCUCUGUGUUAGUAACAGCUAGUCAUGUUAUUUUUUGUUUGGGAUAUAUACAUAUAUUCAUAUGUCUACGUCAGUGUUAGACGAACAGAAUUUGAUAUAGCAGUGUUUAGUUAAUUCUUCUCGCCACAUGUGAUUUGACCUGUACCCUCCUAUUUAUCUUUUAGGGCCAUUAAUUUGGUAGUGGGAAUAAUCUGUGUGCUUGUAAACAAUAGCUCUGACGAUAUUUCGGAAUUAAAACCAUACAGAUGAUUUAUUGAAGGCCAAUAUUUCUUCACCAGGAUACAAGAGUCAUGUUAUUUUUCGUAUUUUUUUCUUUCAUUCCUGUGUCGCUGUCAACGCUUAACGAACGGAAUUGGAUUUGGAACUCAUCAACUGAGACUUGGUUGGACUUUCAUGUUAAAUAUUGCGGAAGGUUUUGCACUGGAGAUACGUUGAAUGGAAAGAACUAUUGUAACAAUCCGCCAUGUUUCCCUUGUGACUGUGGUUCUAACUGCUUUAUAUACGACACAUGCUGUCCACUAUUCGUAAACAAUUCUUAUAUUGAACCUCCAUUAAAUGAAAUACAACAGUUAUCUAGUCCAGAUAUAUUUCAAUGUCAAACUUUACCAUAUAUUCAAAAGAAAGAUAAAUAUUAUAUCAUUUCUAAUUGUGAUCCGAAAUUUUCUCUUCAAAAUAAAAACAUUUUGGACCAGUCCUCAAGAAAUAUCUCGGAUUUAUGUAGAAACCCAAACACAAGAACUCUCGAUGAUGUGACUCCAUAUUCAGACAUUUAUUAUGGAGUUGUAUUUGCAAAUAAAUUUUGUGCAAUGUGCAACGGAUAUGAAAUCGAAGAUAACACUAAUCAUAAAAACAUUAACAGUUCAGUCAAAAUUGCUAGUGCCUGGUCCGUAAACGUCUACUGUGAACAUUAUCAAGUGUUAUAUCAUUUCACUUCAGAGUAUGAAUUUCUCUUAGCUGCUGCUAACAUGUCAAAAUGUACUAUAAAUAGUUUGCCACCUUUAACCAAUUUGAAACCUAAAUCAUGCGGCUCUGAAGUAGACACAUUCUCUGAUGACACUUGCGGUGAUUUUGAUCUAAAGGCAACUCACUUGUGCCACAGUUUAAAUCGUAGAUACUUGAAAGCUGGAGCAAAGGCCAACAUAUUUUGUCAUCUUUGUAGCAACAGUUCAAUGACCAAAAUGUCUUGUGUAGCUCCGACGAGAAAUCCAAUGCCCAUAAGAUUCAGUGAUGGCAUGAGCGUAAACGUAAACGAGCCACCUUAUUCCUUGUUACUAAGCUUUAAAAAACUUCCUGGCAAAGGCAGCAUUGAGGAGAUGAACUGUAAGGUACCUAAGGAAUGGCAAGAUUUGAAGGGUGAAUGCCACGCUGCCAGCUGUACAGCUGGGAAAAUUGCAACAGAGGACGGAAAAUGUAAAACAGCUAUAAGCGGCAUUCGGGGUCUUGCAUACCACUUGGCCUUGACAUUGAUGUACGAAAAUGACGUCGAAAUGACGCAAUCGGAAAUGACUGACUUAUUCAUUGCUAUCAAAAGGAAGUUGGUUUCCAAAUUUUCUAGGUCUCAGUUGUUUGCUAACGUUACCAUAGCCACGAUUGCAAACGGUUCUAAGCUUUUGCAUCUUUACAGAAUUGUGGGGGACAUUUUAGCAGACGAUGAGAAGAGUCGAGAUGAGUUUGAGACGGAAAUUGUUCAGAUGGUGACGCUUUCUUGGGUGUUACCUCUUGCUCACAUGAACAUGUCUAAUAUUACACUGAAGCCAUUGAUACUUGGAGCAGAAUACCACACUGUGGAGUUUAUCAACUUGUCAAUGCCUUCAAAUCUCACAACUAAUCAGUAUCAAAAGAAAAUAAUUCAUUCUGGAGGUGGCAAAAGAAAUUUGCCCAAAUGUUGCAAAUUUAUUGACUUGACGUAUACAUUGCUCUGUCCUUAUGUUGCGGUAAACAUUUCCAGCGUUAAAGUCAACAUGCUUGACAUUCACCUGUCAUUUAACUAUGAUGGGCGUGUCAUCGAGGUUGUGGGUGGUCCUAAUAUUUCAGUCGUCAAUGGAGAACUUCAUAUCUGUUUGGAGACUUUUAAAACGCUGAUAAAAACAAACCCAGUUCAGAGCCCUGCUGAUAUCGCGCUGUAUUACUUCCAGAUUGUGUGUAUCUUGUUUUCUGUUGUUUGUCUCGUGAUGUCUCUGGUUACAUACUUUUUAUUUUCAUCUCUGAGAACACUUCCGGGGUUAAAUAAUAUGUGUCUGUGUUUAUCUAUGCUAUGCGCGCAGGUAAGUCUGCUGCUUACAGUAGAGUUUGGGGUUAAAGGUCAACUUCCCCCCAAGCUGUGUAUGUUUCAUGCUAUAUUUCUUCAUUUUAGCUGGUUGGCCUCUUUCGCCUGGAUGAGUGGCUGCUGCAUCCACAUGUUUCUCGCGUUCACUUCUUACACAUCGCCUAGAAAUGUUGUCAAUUCAGACAUACGAAGGCACAUCCGGUUUUUCAUUUACGGCUUCGGUGUGCCCCUUCUCAUAGUGGCCGCGAACCUGGGCAUUAACGCUGGUUUGACCAAAGGCCAGUCAAUAGGUUAUGAUGACACGAUAUGUUUCCUGGACACACGUAUGUCUGCUCUUACAAUUAUUCUGACCUUACUUGUUCCGCUUUGCGCCAUGGUCUUUAGCAACGGAGUUUUGUUCACCUUGACCUUGCGUGAGAUGCUUCACAUCGCGAAAAUACGGAAGGCGGCGACGGGGAUGGAACGUCAGGGCGUUAUGACCUACGUCAAGUUGUCUACACUCACGGGCGUCUUCUGCAUCGUCGCAGCCGUGGCGGUCUGGCUGGAAAACCUCAUCCUGCAGUUUCUGACCUGUCCACUCAUGGCGCUUCAAGGCGUCUUUCUAUUUUUCUCAUUCAUAUUCAACAAAAGAGUCGGCAAACUGUAUUGUGACAUGCUUGGUCUGCACCGUCUGGGAAUAACCUUGACAACUCAAAGCAGCAGUAGCCAAUCAGCGAGCGUGAAGAGAACGAAACACAAAAAGCGAAUUCAGUACUCUCAAUCCACAUCCAGUACAAACAUGUGAAACGAAAUAUUGAAAUGUAAAAUAUUAGCUUCAAAUCCCAAAGAGCUCCGUUUCUUAAACACUAUUUUUAAAAAUCAAAAACGUUCUUUAAAUAAUGAUAAUUGGUCGAUAUUUUACAUUUGUAUCAUUGUUUGCUAAUUGCAAGUGAUACACAAGUUUUCAAACAAUGCGUUGGCCUAUUUAAUGCCUCUGUUAAAAGACUCGACUAUAUCAAGUGAUUCCGACCACUCUUUUAAAGGUCUUUUAAUAUGUCGAAGUGUCGAUAUUAUAAUUAUGAAAUCUCUAGUAACACUACAGGCCAAAUAAUAAAUGAUAUGUUGUGGCCUCUGUCUACUAACAGUAGUUUAAGCCUAGUCUUGUCUUCAUUUUACCAUUAACAAGAAAAGAUUAAAAAGUCUUUUUAAAAAAAGCUUAUACGAAUUGUAUCAAUUAGUUUCGAUUAGUGACGUAAGUAAGUUUGUAAUAGAUCAGGACCAACAGCAAUAUAUCUGUCUGAUUAGAAAUAUUUUAAUUAAUUGUUUUUGUUUAGCGCUAUUUCAUGCAUUUAGCUUUCUCAAUACGCUAUGAUCCUAUCACUUGUCUGGACCAGUGGGGAGUAUCUGGGGGGGGGGGGGGGG
This is a messenger RNA of Biomphalaria glabrata, 3988 nucleotides long. RefSeq lists its product as uncharacterized. Gene Ontology annotation, molecular function: G protein-coupled receptor activity. Gene Ontology annotation, cellular component: membrane. Lineage: Eukaryota; Metazoa; Mollusca; Gastropoda; Planorbidae. The coding region runs from base 612 to 3371 and encodes 919 amino acids. The transcript has 2 exons. The record is from RefSeq and is a predicted model, not a curated record. Gene Ontology annotation, biological process: G protein-coupled receptor signaling pathway; cell surface receptor signaling pathway.